Molecule: messenger RNA, 4496 nt
Organism: Nerophis ophidion (straightnose pipefish)
Lineage: Eukaryota; Metazoa; Chordata; Actinopteri; Syngnathiformes; Syngnathidae
Gene: prdm1b
Product: PR domain containing 1b, with ZNF domain
Exons: 7
Coding region: 141-2384 (747 amino acids)
Biological process (GO): cell fate commitment; regulation of transcription by RNA polymerase II
Cellular component (GO): cytoplasm; nucleus
Molecular function (GO): RNA polymerase II cis-regulatory region sequence-specific DNA binding; histone deacetylase binding; DNA-binding transcription repressor activity, RNA polymerase II-specific
Source: RefSeq, a predicted model, not a curated record
AGGGCUCAAGAGUUUCUGCCGAGAGUGUUAAGAGAGGCCACGGGAUCUAAGCCGUACGAGAAGAGUACAGACGAGGUCCGAGGAAGAAGAAGCCACGGAUGGGGAUGACCUAACCAAAGAAACGAUGGUCCACCAGCUGAAUGAAUGUGAAAUCUUUAACCAACAUACCUAAGACGGAGAGACGUAGCUCCGAGCAAACCAAAGCUUUUCCUUAUACCAAAGCCGAUCCAAACCAAAAACAAGCUCGCCCGUCUCCUCGACUGCAUUUCUCGACGUCAGAGAUGAAGGGCGAUAGCACAUCGGGGGACACGGGCGCAUGGAGGGAAGUGGACUUCGCUCUCAACUGUACCUACAUUGUACCGGAUCAGGUCUCCAACCCGGGUUUCAACCUUCCCAAAGCCAUGACUUCCAUCCCACGCAACCUCUCCUUUGAAUACAACAAAGACAACGAGGUGAUCGGUGUGUUCAGCAAAGAGUACAUCCCUCAGGGGACCCGGUUCGGUCCCCUACAAGGCGACAUCUACACCAAAGACGACGUCCCCAAACAGGCCAACAGGAAAUACUUCUGGAGGAUUUACAGCAACGGGCAGCUGCAGAACUUUGUGGACGGCUAUGACGUCCACAGAAGCAACUGGAUGCGUUACGUCAACCCGGCCAGGUCGUUGGCCGAGCAGAACCUGGUGGCGUGCCAAAACAGCCGAGACAUCUACUUCUACACCAUGCGGCCCGUGGAGCCCAAAGAGGAGUUGCUGGUGUGGUACAGCCAGGAGUUUGCCCAGAGGUUGUGCAGCCAACAGGACAAUGUCAAACACAAAUACACGAACGACGAACACGGCAACAACAAGCAGCAUCAAGCUCAGCAAAUGUGGCUGAAGGAGUCAAGAAAAGAAGAGGCAAAAGAGGAGAGGAAUGACGAAGGAGAAGUGGACGUAGAGAUGCUAGGAAGAGACACGCCCCCUGACACUCCUGAUGAACUCAUCAUGGACUUCAGCAAAAAGAUCGAAAAAGAGGAGAAGAUCAAAAGGGAUCCGGAGGAUUGUGGGUUCCUUCCAUCCUCCCGGCCCGAACAAAGAGGCCUUGGAUUGAAUCCUCCGUACUUUCCAGAACAUCACCCCGCAUUAGCGUCCGAUCGCCGAAGUCUGCCUCUCCACCUCCAUGGUAUCUACGGCCACCGGGAAGGGCUGGUGUCCUCUUACCCGCUUUACCCUCAGUCCAGAACACUCCAGCCCGCAUACCAGCUCCUCCCUCCCUACACUUCGCACUAUCCUCGUCUACUCCUGCCUUCAUACUCCCCUCCAUUUCCGGGGAUGCUGCCUUCCAGAGGAUCCCUCCGGUAUGGCAGCUAUCUGGGCACUGAUGGGCUACCGUACCCUCCCAUCAGCACCCCGAGUCUACUUCCCAUGUCCCUCCAAUACCCUCCAUCUCCACAGGGCAGUUUGAAAGAACUAACCCCCAAUGUGUCCCCGCCGAGAGGUGCGCCGGCGACCCCUGAACUCUCUCCCAUUCCCAAGCCAAUGAGCCAGCUUCCACCACCUGAACAGACUUCCUCAAGCUGCGACGAGGCAAUGAACCUAACCUUGGACACUAUCAAAGGCAACUCGGUGCUGCGAAACCGUCCUGGACACAAAUCUUUGCCCUAUCCACUGAAAAAGCAGAACGGGAAGAUCAAGUAUGAAUGUAACAUCUGUUCAAAGACUUUCGGACAGUUGUCUAAUCUCAAGGUUCACCUCCGAGUGCACAGUGGUGAGAGGCCUUUCCAGUGCAACUUGUGCAAAAAGAGUUUCACUCAGCUGGCCCAUCUACAGAAACAUCACCUAGUCCAUACAGGGGAGAAACCGCACGAGUGUCAGGUGUGUCAAAAGCGAUUCAGCAGCACCAGCAACCUAAAGACUCACCUCCGACUCCACUCCGGGGAGAAACCAUACCAGUGCAAACUCUGCAGCACCAAGUUCACCCAAUACAUCCACCUCAAGCUGCACCGCCGCCUGCACAGCGGCCGCGACCGCCUCUACCACUGUCAGCUGUGCUCCCAGGCCUUCUUCCACCGCUUCUCCCUACGCAUCCAUCAACGCAGCUGCUGCCCGGCCAACGCCGGCUCGGCGGCUAACGUGCACAUGAAAGAAAUGCUGGAGCGCUUCGACGCCAGCCAGGAAGCCGACACGCUGGCGGAAACGGCGUCGGCGCCACAGGUGGAGGAGGCCGUGGAGAAAUGGCUCGCUCGCACCUUUGAAGGCGACGGCAAGGAAGACCAGAAAGAGGCCACUCUCCUGCUGAAAGAUCUGACUGUGGCUAUCAACGCGCCCGCUUCCACGCCGGCCUAUCAGGAGAGAGCCAGCGUGUUGCAUCUCAACAAGCGGCCGACGGUGAAGGCGGAGAGCCAGUGAGACACAAAGGAGAUUGAAAGAUGGACCAUAGAGAACCCGUGUCGCCAAAUGUAGCCUGGAUUGUGAUCGUCCAAGAGGGCUUCAAACCAACACACCAAAAUAAGAGCAUUCCAAAGACAGGACUUUUCUCCCAAAGAGUUACACAAAGGUGGAAGAAAGAACAAACAAAACAAAAAAAACCCAAGGGAUCUUGUUAAGCUGUGAAGUAAAUUGUUUUCACUCAGGUAGACUAUUUUUUUUUGUGUGUUAACUUAUUUUUGAACUUGUUUAGUGGUGUUUGUUUAUUUAUUUAGUUGUUUAAUGCAGUGUUUUUCAACCUUUUCUGAGCCGAGGCACACUUUUUCAUUGAAAAAAUUCUGAGGCACGCCACCAGCAGAAAACAUUAAAAAAAUUAAACUCAGUAAAAAGACAUUCUUUGAUGUGAAUUCAAACCAUAAUUGUCACUAUAGCUCAUCUCAAAGUAGGUGUACUGUCACAUUAUUUUGACUUUUUGGGUGUUUUCGUUCGUGUAGUGUUUGAGUUUUUGUCUUGCGUUCCUAUUUUGUUGUUGAUUGUCAUGUCAUUUACGGACGUACUUUGUGGACGCCGUCUGCUCCACACGCUGUAAGUCUUUGCUGUCGUCCAGCAUUCUGUUUUUGUUUACUUUACAGCCAGUUCAGUUUUAGUUCUGCAUAACCUUCCCUAAGCUUCAAUGCCUUUUCUUAGCGGCAUUCGUCUAAGCUUCAAUGCCUUUUCUUAGCGGCAUUCGUCUUUAGUUUAUUUUUGGUUUAGGCAUUAGAUACCUUUUUACCUGCAAACCAUUGUCGUCGUUCCCGACAUCUACAAAGUAAUCAGCUCCCUGCUGCCACCCACUGAUAUGGAAGAGUAUUACACGGUUAUUCUACCGAGCUCCAGACAGUGCAGACUUUCAAUGUCGUCACAUUUACGGACUAUAAUUUGUGGUUUGCAAUAAGUUUUUGUCUUGCGUUCCUAUUUUGCUGUUGAUUGUCAUGUCAUUUAUGGACGUGCUUUGUGGACGCCGUCUGCUGCACACUCUGUAAGUCUUUGCUGUCGUCCAGCAUUCUGUUUUUGUUUACUUUACAGCCAGUUCAGUUUUAGUUCUGCAUAACCUUCCCUAAGCUUCAAUGCCUUUUCUUAGCGGCACUCGUCUUUAGUUUAUUUUUGGUUUAGGCAUUAGAUACCUUUUUACCUGCAAACCAUUGUCGUCGUUCCCGACAUCUACAAAGCAAUCAGCUCCCUGCUGCCACCCACUGAUCUGGAAGAGUAUUACACGGUUAUUCUACCGAGCUCUAGACAGUACAGACACUCAAUGUCGUCACAUUUACGGAUUAUAAUUUCUGGUUUGCAAAAAAUAUUUUUAACCCAAUUAGGUGAGAUUAGAUAAUCUCCCACGGCACACAAGACCGUAUCUCACGGCACAUUUAGUGUGCCGCGGCACAAUGGUUGAAAAACACUGGUUUAAUCAAUGCUAGGCAAAACAAGGCUCAGGAUCAGUAGUGACAAUAGUUUAUCAUCCUUGCUUCUUUUGUGUGUUGUGUGUGUCUCGUGUCUGGCACCAAUCAUUUUCCUGUUUGACAAUGACUAAUUUAUUUAUUUAUUACUAAAAAGGGAAAAAAUUGACAUAUUUACAAUAAGUAUUACAACAAAGUGCCGCCAAAUAAAAAGCUAUACUCGAAACCGUUUAUAUGGUCGUAAAACAUGUGUUUUAAGCAACCCUUGCAGUGCUUAUUGAAUAGUGAUGAAGUUGGUAGUUUGCACUGUACAUAAUAUUCCAAAACAAGCUUAAUCCAAAUCCUUUCUUCACAUGGUACUUAAGUAGAGCUGACAUUAUCCAGUGAAUAACAAAACAGCGCAAUGUUUGUCAUUAAGCACAGAAAGUGGGUAAAAACACAACAAUGAUGGGGAAAUUUUCUUGUUUUUUUUUCCACAAUAUGUAUAUGUUGCUACACAUGUACUGUAUGUCUUAUCAUUUUUUUAGGUUUGUUUUUAUACAAGAUUUGACCCUGUAGUUUAUUUUUGGAAGCAGGUUUGAGAUUGUAAGAAUUUAUAUGUGAGAUACUAUUUUGAUGAUACUUUUAUAUGAUUUAGAAUAAUAAAGAUAUUGUUUCUAUA